CGAGCGCGUCGUGGCUGAUAACUCCGAGUUGUGCGGAGAGUGCUUCUAUUGUCGUCGCGGGGAGGAGCUGUUCUGUGAACACUUUGAGGCUCAUGGUGUAACCAUGAACGGCGGAUUUGCCGAGUACUGCGCCUAUCCUGCCGGUCGUGUGUUCAAGAUCAAAAACCUCUCCGACGUCGAUGCCACGCUUCUGGAGCCUGCCUCGUGUGCUGCCCACGGUUUGGAUAAGAUUGCUCCCAAGAUGGGUUCCUCGGUGUUGCUGUUCGGCGCUGGACCGACGGGUUUGAUCCUCGCACAACUCCUCCGUCUAAACGGCGGCUGCCGCGUUGUAGUCUGUGCCCCCGAAGGUCUGAAACUGGACCUGGCCAAGUCUCUGGACGCCGGCGACGAAUACAUCGCUCUGUCUCGGAAGGACCCGAGCGCACAGUUCGAGCAGCUCAAGAAGGAUAACCCGUACGGCUUCGAUAUCGUGGUCGAGGCGACCGGCAGCGUGAAGAUCCUCGAGGACUCGAUCAACUAUGUUCGUCGGGGAGGCAAGCUCGUUGUUUACGGCGUUUACUCCAACAAGGACCGUGUGUCUUGGCCCCCGAGCAAGAUCUUCGGCGACGAGAUCAACAUCCUGGGCAGUUUCUCGGAGACGUACAAGUUCCCCGCUGCCAUUGACUACCUGGACUCGGGUAAGGUUAAAGUCAAGGGCAUCGUGAACAAGGUGUACAACAUCCACCAGUGGGAGGAAUGUCUGGAAGCGAUGAAGAACAAGACGGCGAUCAAGGCGGCGAUUACCUUCGAUUAAUUGGUUUGCUUUGGAAUACGAGAUGAAAGAAUGGAUAUAUAUACACACCCAUACUAUAUAGG
Molecule: messenger RNA, 855 nt
Organism: Aspergillus steynii IBT 23096
Lineage: Eukaryota; Fungi; Ascomycota; Eurotiomycetes; Eurotiales; Aspergillaceae
Product: NAD(P)-binding protein
Exons: 4
Coding region: 104-793 (229 amino acids)
Source: RefSeq, a predicted model, not a curated record